Oncorhynchus kisutch (coho salmon) is the source of this 5094-nucleotide messenger RNA. RefSeq names its product kazrin. Lineage: Eukaryota; Metazoa; Chordata; Actinopteri; Salmoniformes; Salmonidae. Gene Ontology annotation, molecular function: protein binding. The record is from RefSeq and is a predicted model, not a curated record. The transcript has 17 exons. Bases 624 to 3233 code for a protein of 869 amino acids.
UUUUCCACCAUCCUUUCCCAGAGGCUGCUGCAUACUACCUUCUCCCAGGGAGAGAGAGAGAGCGAGAGGGAAGUGUGACUUUCACCUGCUGGUGACAACCAGCCUCUCUCUGCUCUGUUCCUCUCUCAGCCUGCAGCUACCGAAUCUGCUUUCAGCCUCGCGCAGACACAGAGCAAGAUCACAGCACUACUGGAACAGCUGCACUCAGGGCUGCUUUCUCCAACACUCCUGCAUUCUCUCACUCUAACAUACACACACAGGCACGUCCAGAACUCUACCACGCAAGCGCUCCUCACACACUCAGGCAGGCACACCCCCUCUCAUUAUAUGUGCAGUGAGAAGCUCUGCUCUGCUUGUGUGGGUGUGAGCAGUGGGCUGUGUUUCUCUCUGGCAGCAACAGCAGCACUAGCAGCAGGACUGGUCCAGUGGAGGGCAAUCACCUCACUCUCUCCAGACUCCAGGACAGCUCACCACCAGGACUCGGGAAGCCCUCAACAAGCCUUUCUCUCUCUGUUUCUUGUUCUAUCUAUCUCUCCAUUCUCACUCUCUCUCUGCCUCGCCGUGACGCAGUGUUUCUGACCUUCAUUCCCCUAGUGCACUCAGUGUGGACCAGUGGGACAGCCAUGGAGGAUACUCUCACCUGCAGCCCCGCCACCUUUUCCCAGGUGUUCGGACGUCAGGGACAGCUCAUGCAGGCCACGGUCCAGUCUCUGAACAGUCUGAAUGACCAGAUAGCCCACUUCAUGAUGACCAGGCCCAGCACUCUGUCCCGGGAGGACGAGGCCUUCAUGCCUGAAGAGAGAGACACCUUGAAGGAGUCCAUGGCCCUGAUGAGGCACCUACUCUUGGAUGCACAGGGGAAAAUCCUUAAAAUGAUGGAAGACAACAAGCAGCUGGCUCAGAGGAUCGAUGGGGCCAUCCAGUCUGCCAGUCAGGAGGUGACCAACCUGCGCUCAGAGCUGUCGGCCACCAGCCGUAGACUGGCAGAGCUGGGGGCCAGCAGCCCCCCCUCGCCCCUGGUGAACAACCAUCAGCACCACCAGCACAACCACCACGACCAUGACAGCCUCCGCUACCGGGAUCCUGCCGGUAAUUACAGGCAGAAGUCGGUGGUGAGCGAUAUCUGUUACCAGACAGAGAUCUCCAGCCUCAUGGACUUUGGGACUCCAGACUCCUCGUUCGAUAAAGUGUUGCUGCGUGAGGAGGUGGCCCAGCUGCAGGAAGAGGUGCACCUGUUGCGGCAGAUGAAGGACAUGUUGAGUAAGGACCUGGAGGAGACCCAGGGCCAGGGAGGCUGCUCCUCCAACCUCCUCUCUGACACUGAGCUCCGCGUGCAGAUGGGAGACAAGGAGCAGGAGCUGGACCGCGUCAAGGAGGCCUUACAAGCUAUGAAGUCUGACCGAAAGCGUCUGAAGGUGGAGAAGGCAGACCUGGUGAACCAGAUGCAGCAGCUGUACACCACACUGGAGAGCCGGGAGGAGCAGCUCCGAGACUUCAUACGCAACUACGACCAGCACAGAAAGGAGAGUGAGGAUGCGGUGAAGGCCCUGGCUAAGGAGAAGGAUGUGCUGGAGAGGGAGAAAUGGGAUCUGAGGAGGCAGACCAAAGAGGCCACAGAGCAGGCCUGCAUCCUGCGCUCUCACAUGGACAUUAAGGAGAACCGCAUCAAAGAGCUGGAGGCUGAACUCACCAUGGCAAAACAGUCCCUGGCCACGCUGACUAAGGACGUGCCGAAGCGCCAGUCCUUGGCCAUGCCCUCAGAGCCGGUGGUGAACGGCAGUCAGGAGUGGGCGAUGCAGGGAGACCUGCCCCUCACCGCUGCCAUCCGCCAGAGCCAACAAACACUCUACCACGGACACACUGUGGACCGCCAGGCGGUGGUCAGGGUCAGUCCCUGUCACUCCCGCCAGCCCUCUACCAUCUCGGACGCGUCGGCGGCUGACGGGGAUCGGUCGUCCACCCCCAGUGACAUCAACUCCCCCCGCCAUCGGACACACUCCCUCUGCAAUUCUAUGGAGGACCUGGAGGACCAGAAGCGUAAGACUAAGAAGAAGGAGAAGAUGUGUCUGGGCUCCCUCUCCCGGGUGUUUGCUCGGGGAAAGCAGCGCAAGUCAAUGGACCCGGGCCUGUUUGAUGACACUGACAGCCUCUCCAGCCUAUCAACACAACAGCACAGCCUAUCAGAUGGAGAGGAGCAGCUGGACCGCCUCCAGCAGGCAGAGCUCACUCGGAACAUGCCCAUGUCACUGUGGAAGGCAGGGCCAGUACAAGCCUGGCUGGAGGUUGUCAUGGCAAUGCCCAUGUAUAUCCGUGCUUGCACGGAAAACGUCAAAAGUGGCAAGGUGCUGCUGGGGAUGACAGACGAGGACCUGGAGCUGGGACUGGGUAUCAGUAAGCCCAUGCACCGCAGGAAGCUCCGCCUCGCCAUCGAGGACUACAGGGAGGCAGAGGCUGGCCAGGGGCUAUCAAAGGCUGCAGAAAUGGAUCAUCACUGGGUUGCCAAAUCUUGGUUGAGUGACGUCGGGUUGCCACAGUAUUCCCAAGCCUUCCAAAAUCAACUGGUGGAUGGUCGGGUGCUCAACUCCCUCAGCCGACGAGACCUAGAGAGACUCCUGAACGUCACCACAGAGUCCCACCAAAACAGCCUGCUCCUGGCUAUACAGCUCCUGCAACUGAUCAACUUCAACAAAGAGGUGCUGCAGGCUCGCCGGGCCCAGUGUGAGCACCAGCACCAGGACCCUGUAGUUUGGACCUGCCACAGAGUCAUGAAGUGGAUCAGAGACAUAGACCUAAAAGAGUAUGCUGACAGUCUCCAUGGCAGGGGAGUCCAUGGUGCUAUGCUGGCUCUGGACCCCUCCUUUGAUGCAGAUGCCAUGGGCAGGGCCCUGGGAAUCCCCAGCCACAAACACAUGCUCCAUCGGCACCUAUAUGAGGAGAUGAAGGCUCUCGCCAUCCCUGCCAGGAAUAGUCGUGUUGAGCAGGAUUGUGAUACGUCGGGAACCCCACCACAAUCACCUUCUGUUGUUAGCCGCUAUAAUGACGAGAGUGUAUCCAUGAGACGAAGACCAGGCAAGAGUCCUCUAAGGUUCAGCCCAAAGACAGCCAUUGGACGGGGCCUUGGUUACCAUGGCAGCUGUGGAUCUCUGCCCAGAGAGGCGCGGGUGCAGGCUGUGCCCAGGACGAAGGGCAGUCCCAUGCACACCUACAACAGUGUUGAGAUCACCAAUGUCUAAACUAUGCAGCGCCACCAAGGAUUUCAAUGCAGUUCCCAUUUAGCCUGAGGUGGAUACUGGUGGUUGGACUCAGAGUCAACAUAAUACCUGCUUGUUGACAGUCUAACUUUUCAUCUUAUUUUUGGGAAUUAAAAUCUUUUUCAACUUUAGAGACAUUUUCUUUCUUUUGUUGUACAGUAAAUGUCAAUAGAUAAGUGGACGUAAUGCCUUAUGUUUGAAUCGGGAAAACUAUGAAAAUGUGGUAACAUUCAAAAUUCCACAUUGCAACACUGGUGCCAUGUUUCCUUUCUAAGAAUGAACAUCACAACAUUUCUUUAUCAAGGCAUCUGGUGUAACAUCUAUCAAGGAACAUUAUGCUAAUAAUGUGUUUCCGCAUAUCAAACAAAAGAAUGUUGACAUCUAAAGGAAAAAGUCACUUCUGGGCAAUAAAACAAACCAUCCCAAGUCCAUGGAGGCUGAAAGUGGUCUGUUCCUGAUGUUGAUGAAAAUGUAGCCAUGCGAGGAGGACACAUGGAAGGAAGACGCCUGAUGUCCUGGUUCUUUGAUGUCUAUGCCCUGUUUCCUGUAUCUCACUGUCUGGCCUGCCUCCCCCUGCAGGGGUCUGAUGUUGGCAUGUAUAGGUUUCCUGUAUGUCACUGUUUGGCCUGCCUCCCCCUGCAGGGGUCUGAUGUUGGCAUGUAUAGGUUUGCUGUAUCUCACUGUCUGGCCUGCCUCCCCCUGCAGGGGUCUGAUGUUGGCAUGUAUAGGUUUCCUGUAUCUCACUGUCUGGCCUGCCUCCCCCUGCAGGGGUCUGAUGUUGGCAUGUAUAGGUUUCCUGUAUCUCACUGUCUGGCCUGCCUCCCCCUGCAGGGGUCUGAUGUUGGCAUGUAUAGGUUUCCUGUAUCUCACUGUCUGGCCUGCCUCCCCCUGCAGGGGUCUGAUGUUGGCAUGUAUAGGUUUCCUGUAUCUCACUGUCUGGCCUGCCUCCCCCUGCAGGGGUCUGAUGUUGGCAUGUAUAGGUUUCCUGUAUGUCACUGUCUGGCCUGCCUCCCCCUGCAGGGGUCUGAUGUUGGCAUGUAUAGGUUUCCUGUAUCUCACUGUCUGGCCUGUCUCCCCCUGCAGGGGUUUGAUGUUUGCAUGUAUAGGUUUCCUGUAUCUCACUGUCUGGCCUGCCUCCCCCUGCAGGGGUCUGAUGUUGGCAUGUAUAGGUUUCCUGUAUCUCACUGUCUGGCCUGUCUCCCCCUGCAGGGGUCUGAUGUUGGCAUGUAUAGGUUUCCUGUAUCUCACUGUCUGGCCUGCCUCCCCCUGCAGGGGUCUGAUGUUGGCAUGUAUAGGUUUCCUGUAUCUCACUGUCUGGCCUGCCUCCCCCUGCAGGGGUCUGAUGUUGGCAUGUAUAGGUUUCCUGUAUCUCACUGUCUGGCCUGCCUCCCCCUGCAGGGGUCUGAUGUUGGCAUGUAUAGGUUUCCUGUAUCUCACUGUCUGGCCUGCCUCCCCCUGCAGGGGUCUGGUGUUGGCAUGCCUGGGUUUCCUGGCUCAAAAGUUGCAGAUGACUACUACUUGGAACUUGGAACCUGUUCUUCGGAACCCGCCAUUCACUGGGUUCUGUGUAAGGUUAUCAUUACAUUCUAUAUUGUGAGAGACAACAGCCGUGAAGAGAAUUAGGUGUGCUAAGAGGUACAGAUAAAAACCUAAUCAAAUGUUAUUUGUCACAUGCUUGGUAAACAACAGGUGUAGACUAACAGUGAAAUGCUGACUUACAGGUCAGUUUCCAACAAUGCAGAGUUAAAGAUAAAAAAUGUUAUAAAAAUACAGACUAUAGUUUGAUAUGUUUGUCAUAAAUAUUCUUAACUUUACUGAAAGCAAUAAAAGCACUUCACUUCCA